Brassicogethes aeneus is the source of this 5217-nucleotide messenger RNA. NCBI's taxonomy places the organism in Eukaryota, Metazoa, Arthropoda, Insecta, Coleoptera, Nitidulidae. The record is from the annotation of a GenBank genome assembly.
AUGCCACCGAAGAGAAAGCCCGCAAUUGUUGUGGGCACUGUGUCGACUAGAUCGACUGCAAGACAAAGUGUGGUAAACAUUGAAAUCCCUCGAAGCAGAUCUAAAAGAGGCAGAAAACCUAGAAAUAGGAUUGAAUUUGAGGUGGAAGUUGAUGUAGAAGAAGUUCAAAGUGUUCCGGAGGCAAGUCAAGUUGUUAAAGAGAUUCUAGACGAGUGGUCUGAAAAGGAAAAUGAUACUGAAGCAUCAGAAAGUGAAGAUUUAUCUUUAAAUGAAUCUAAGUUAGAUUUGAGUUUAGACGAAGGUUCUCAAAGUAGUAGCGUACCAGAGAUAACAGUAGAGGUUAUAACAGUUGACGAAAAUGAAUUUAUUAUACAAGAAGAUGCAACUGAAGAGCCACCAGAAGUUUUUGUGGAAUGUUCUACAGAUGAUGUUGUUUCAAACAAUGGCAGUGAAUAUAGUGAUGCUAAAGACACAGUGGACCCAAUAGAAGAAGGAAAAGAUGAAAACACCAAUUCCAUGCCUAAAUCUGAAUCAUGUGAAGCAAUUUCUGAAGAAAAACAAGAAAUUGAAGAAACAACCUCAUCUCAAAAUUCUGAAGAAGCUCCAGAAAUAGAAGAAAUGGUGGUUGAUGAAGAAAUCCAGGAUCAACCAGAAACUGAAGAAAUGUUGGUACAAGAAGAAAACAUUGAAGAAGAAAACUCACAACAACAAGUUGAAGAAAUGGUUGUACAAGUAGAAAACGUUGAAGAAGAAAAUUCAGGACAACAAGCUGACGAAAUGGUUUAUGAAGAAAAACGUAAAGAUUUAGUUGAUGAAGAAUUAGUGGAGGAAUCGAUGAAGAAUAUUUCGCUAAAUGAAGAGGUGAGCAGUAGCAAUAUUCAGGAAGUGGAAGAAACAGAAAUAAAUGAAGAUCCAGUCAAUCAAGAAAAUGAAGAAUUAUCUGAAGAAUCUAACAAAAAUGAAGACAUUUUUGAUGACUCUAAAGAACAAGAAGAAAUUAAUAUAGUACAAUCAAUUUUGGAGCAAAACGAAGAAGAUGAAGAAAUUGACGACACUAAAUCUGAAAAUAUAGAAAUAACACCAGAAUCGAAAAAUCAAGGUAGUGAAGAAAUAAAAGAUUCAGUUGAGUUAGAGCUUGAAAAUACAGUUUUUUAUGAAGACACACCUAAAAUUAAAGAAUCAAAUAAAGAAGAAACGGAAAAAGAGGAAGAGAAAGAAGAAGAUCCUGGCGAAAUUUCUGAUGACAUAGACAAAAUAAGGGAACUUGUUAACCAGGAUUUAACCAUGGAGAAAGAAACUGUUGAAGAAGACAAAAAUGAAGACACAAACGAAGAAAAUGAGAACAAGGAAAUGGAAAUUAAGGAGAUGCUGGAAGAAAAUGAAGUUGAAUUAGAACCUUUAAAAAAUGAAGAAAAAGACACCCAAAUAGAAGACCAACUGCAAAAAAUGGAAGAAGACGAAUCGCCAAAAGAAGAUGAAAGGGAGGAAAUGGUUGAAGAAAUCCUGAAAGGCGUCAAGUUGAAGUUAGAGAGCUCGGAGAAAAAAACGAAGAAAAAGCAAAAAGAAUCUCCGAAAAAGACACCAAAAAAGAGCGAAGCCGCAGAGAAGAAAUCGCCGAAGGCAAAAAAGACUCCAAAUGAAAAAGCAACAAAGAAGACCACACCAAAAGUUGCAAAACCCAAAGUUGUUAAAGAGAAGAAAGAGAAAACUCCUAAAGAGUCGAGAAGCGGUAAAAAAUACAAGAAGAAAGUCGACAAAAAGGAGGAAGACAUUAAAAAUAAAGACGAGGAAGAGUCGAACGAGAUUCGAAGAUCGAGCAGAAUCAAAUCCAUAACAGUGCUGAAAAAGAAAACUAAAGGUCAUGGUUUGGUGAAAUCAAAAUCGGAGCAGUCUUUUUUGGAUGGCGAUGUUUCUGAAAACAGCAAUUCAGGUUUUACUGAUUCUGAAAGGAGCACGCCGUCUGCAUCUCCAAUGCCGAAAGAACGGUCCUUGGGAAAAACGCGUUGGUCUAAAUCGACGGAAAAUUUGGCCGAUAAAGAAGUUUCUCCAAUGGAUAUAAAUUUAUCCAACGUUAAACCAAAGGAAGAACAAGACGAGCAAGUCAAGUUGAGAUUGAAGCAAUUUGUUCACCUCAAAGAAAACUUGUUUCUGACCGACAGAUUGUCUUGCAAAGAAGCGAAAAAAAUGGCGUGCGAUUGUUUCUUGACUGAAGAAGAAAUGGAGGAGGGCGAGUAUGGUUGUGGUGAUGACUGUCUCAAUAGAUUGCUUAUGAUUGAAUGCGGUAAUCAAUGUCCCGUCAACGAUAGAUGUACCAAUAAACGUUUUCAAAAGGUGCAGUUCGCGCCAGUUGAAGUUUUUAAUACGCAGAAGAAAGGUUUGGGGUUAAGAGCUGCAGCAAAUAUACCCUAUGGUGAAUUCAUCCUGGAGUAUGUAGGCGAAGUCCUGGAUCCAGAUGAAUUCGAAAAACGGGCCGAACAUUACUCCACCGACAAAAACAUUCACUACUAUUUCAUGUCUCUGAGAGCCGACGCCAUAAUCGACGCGACCAUGAAGGGCAACAUCUCGCGUUUCAUAAACCACUCGUGCGAUCCGAACGCCGAAACGCAAAAGUGGACGGUAAACGGGGAAUUACGCAUCGGUUUCUUCAGCACGCGCACCAUUUUGGCCGGCGAGGAGAUCACUUUCGAUUACAGAUUCCAGCGGUACGGUAAAGAGGCUCAAAAGUGUUAUUGCGAAGCUGCGACUUGCCGAGGUUGGUUGGGCGAGAGACCGGACUCUUCCGACGAUGAAGAUGACGAGGAGGACGAAGAAACGGAAGCUAAGGUUGAAGAUGCAGACGUCACCAUAACAGAGAGUGACGAAGCGAUGGAUUCUUCAAUAGCUGAUGUUAAAUUGGAGGACUCCAAGAGCGAGGUGGUAGCUACUCCGGCUAAGAAAGUGCCAAGACGUAAACCUAGAAAGGAGAUGUUCGAAGAUAUGGAUCAAUUGGAGGAAGAAAUUGACACUCUAAUGGAAUCAGGAUUGAAAAACCAAGCGCAUACUCUUAAACUGAGCAGGUUGAUGGUGCGAGCCAAAGAAAUAUCGCAACGUGCGAAACUUCUGCGCGUCUUGCGCAGAGGUGAAUUGCCUUGUAGAAGAUUGUUCUUGGAUUACCACGGUCUUCGUUUGAUGCACGGUUACAUGAUUGACGCGCAACUCUCUGGGAAAACUUUCGAGCAAAUUCGAUUGGAAAUGUUGCAAACUUUAGCCAUGUUGCCGAUACCGAACAAAACCAUGUUGCAGGAUAGUAAAGUUCUCUCCACGGUGGCAAAUUGGGCGUCUGGAAAAGGCGUAACCUCUCCCGAUUCAGAUAGCAACUCGCCCCAAGAUCAGGAUGUUAAUAAAACGAAAACUGAUGAGGAAGAUAAUACGAAUUAUGGCGAAGAAAUUGUGGCGUUGGCAUCGAAGUUGCUUGAAGAAUGGUCAAAUUUGAAAGAAGUGUUUAGGAUACCGAAAAAAGAGCGUAUAGAACAGAUGAAAGAACACGAAAGGGAAGCGAACAAAAAAUACAUGCUGAACGCAGAACAAGAUGUGGAAAAAAGUCGAUCUACCAGCAGAUAUUUAGGAAAAUCGAACCCAAAGGUCGAGAAAGAGAUCUUCAAGAAAAAAAUGGACGAAAGAGAAAGAGUUUUGUCCAUGUACAAAAUAACGAAGAUUGAAAGAAGAAAGCUGUUCGCUCUGCAAGUAGAGUUGAAAGAGGAGGAGAGGAGGAGAAAACAGCGCGAGCAAUGGAGAGAACACGAAAGGAACUGCAUUCUUAUAGGAGCCGACCCCAGAUUGACUGCGCCAUUCGACCCCAGCCGCGGUUUCCAAUACGUGUGGAACUCCGCCAUUGGCCAGUGGCAGAACAUCCCCAUCCCCGCCGAGACGCCCAUGUUCCGCGGCCCCAACAUCAACGUACCCCCGCCGCACAUGCCGCCCCCAAAACCCGUCGUCCCCGCUUACUCCUACGCCAUGCCGCUCCCCCAACUCCCCUAUCAAGCCACCCCUCCGCCGACCACCAUCCCUCCCCCACUUCCGUAUCAAACGCCGCCCCCGCUGCCCAUGACCGCCCCCGUCGAUAAGGCGAAAGACGAGGUUAAGUUUAUGGGGCCGAUUCCGCCCCCGGUUAAGUUGCCGCCGAAAUGGAAAACCGCCAAGGACAAGUACGGUAGGCCGUAUUAUUAUCACGUCAAGAUCAGGAAGAGUCAGUGGGAACCACCGGCCCCGUCAAAUGACGAUGAUAUGUCUGAAAGCUCAUCGUCUACCGAAUCCAGCAGUUUGAGCUCUGAUUCGAGCUCGGACAACUCGGAUUCCGAGGACGAUGUCGACGAUACCAGGCUGUUAUUGCAAGUGCGGAAGCAGAUGGAAAAAUCUGCCAAACUAACGUUCAAUAAAUCCGCGAUACCGCAACACGUCAGGGGCGAUAGCAGCGUGACCCCGAGCCCCGAUAAUGCCGACGAAGAAAAGGACGAAGACAAAAUGGAUUUUAACGGUGAUGUCGAUGAUGACGAUGACGAUUCGGACAAACUGACUUCCAUCGAUAUAAGACUGAAGGAGCAAUUCGACUUUAUGAACGAGGAGAGACCCCCUCCCACCAAGAAAAGGAGAGUUGGGUUGGUGCAAGAAAGAAUAAUUAGCCCAAGAACUGAAGAAGACAGGCUGCAAUUCCGCGAAGACCUAAAACGUUACAAGUACAACAAGGAAAAACUGAAACGGGAGAAGGAGAUAAUGCAGCAGCAGCAACAACUGGCUGCCAAAAGUAAGCCGCGCGUCGAAGUGGUGGAGGUGAAGAAAGCGCGCGUCGAGGUGGUGGAAAUAAAAAAGCCGAAAGAGAAGAAACCGCGCACUGCCAAGGCAAAGAUCAGGGAGAUGUCGGAUUUCAACAGCGAAGCCGCCAAAAAGAUCAAAGAAACGUUCAGAUCGAACAUGGCGCAUACGGUUGUUAGUGUCUUGAAUGCUUACAGGAAACCUGAAUGCAAAGAAGCUCGAAUAACGAAUACUGAAGACUUCAAACACUUGGCUAGAAAGUUGACUCAUUUCGUGAUGUUGAAAGAAAUGAAGCACAUCUCAAAGAUAGAAGAUUUGACUUGUACCGACAACGUAAAAUCUAAAGCUAGAGAGUACAUCAAAAAAUAUAUGAGUAAGUUUGGGGAAACAUACCAAAAGAGGGCUGAUGAACCUGAUUUUAAAGAUUGA